CACAGUGCACUCUGAUGCCCUCGAGUCACCAAGGGACAGAAUCAAUCCAUAUUUCUGGAGUGACCGGGGGCUCUCAAGAAUUGACUGUGUUGGAGGCUGGGAUAAGCCUCACAGGUAAGGACUGGCAAAAACAUCCUAUUGUGACGGGCCCAGGGGCUCCAUGUAUACUAGGUAUUGAUUAUCUCAGGAGGCGACAUUUCAAGGAUCCUAAGGGGUAUCGAUGGGCCUUUGGAAUAGCUGCUGUGGACACAGACAACAUUAAGCAGCUGUCUGUUUUGCCUGGCCUGUCCGAAGAUCCGUCUGUUGCGGGGCUGCUGCGAGUGGAAAAGGAACAGGUACCAAUUGCUACAAAAACGGUGCACAGGCGGCAGUACCGCACCAACAGGGAUUCCUUGCUCCCCAUUCAUAAGUUGAUUCGUCAACUGGAGAGCCAGGGAGUGCUCAGCAAAACUCACUCGCCUUUUAACAGCCCCAUAUGGCCAGUGCGUAAAGCCAGUGGAGAAUGGAGGCUGACGGUGGACUACCGUGGCCUGAAUGAAGUCACACCCCCACUGAGUGCUGCUGUGCUGGACAUGUUAGAACUCCAGUACGAACUGGAGUCAAAAGUGGCCAAAUGGUAUGCCACCAUUGACAUUGCUAAUGCCUUCUUUUCCAUUCCUUUGGCCAAAGAAUGUAAGCCACAAUUUGCUUUCACCUGGAGGGGCGUUCAGUAUACCUGGAACCGUUUGCACCAGGGGUGGAAACACAGCCCGACCAUUUGCCAUAGGUUGAUUCAAACUGUAUUGGAACAGGGCAGCGCUCCUGAGCACCUGCAGUACAUUGAUGACAUCAUUGUGUGGGGCGAUACAGCACAAGAAGUCUUCACAAAAGGAGAGAGGAUGAUCCAAAUUCUUCUGAGUGCUGGUUUUGCUAUUAAGCGAAGCAAAGUGAAAGGACCUGCCCAGGAGAUUCAGUUCCUAGGUAUAAAGUGGCAAGAUGGCCGUCGUCACAUUCCGACAGACGUGAUCGACAAAAUCGCUGCUAUGUCUCCACCCACUAGCAAAAGAGAGACACAAUCUUUUCUGGGUGCAGUGGGCUUUUGGAGAAUGCAUGUUCCAAACUACAGCCUCAUUGUAAGCCCCCUUUAUUAUGUGACGCGAAUGAGAAAUGAGUUUACAUGGGGCCCUGAGCAGCAGCAGGCUUUUGAACAGAUUAAACAGGAGAUAGCCCAUUUCGUGGCCCAAGGGCCAGUACGGACAGGACAGGGUAUAAAGAACAUCCUCUAUACUGCUGCUGGAGAGAACAGUCCCACUUGGAGUUUGUGGCAAAGAGCCUCAGGAGAGACCCGAGGCCGACCCCUGGGAUUCUGGAGUCGGGCAUACAGAGGGUCUGAAGAGCACUACACUCCAACUGAAAAGGAGAUUUUAGCCGCUUAUGAAGGGGUUCGGGCUGCUUCCGAAGUAGUCGGUACUGAAACACAGCUCCUUCUGGCACCUCGACUGCCAGUGCUGAACUGGAUGUUUAAAGGAAAGGUUCCCUCCACCCAUCAUGCUACUGAUGCCACUUGGAGUAAGUGGAUUGCACUGAUUACACAACGAGCACGGAUGGGGAACCUCAGCUGUCCAGGAAUCCUAGAGAUCAUCAUGGACUGGCCUGAAGGUAAAAAGUUUGGAACACCACCAGCAGAAGAAGUAUCACGUGCUAAAGAAGCCCCACCAUACAAUGAACUACCAGAGAAUGAAAAGAAAUAUGCCCUGUUCACAGAUGGAUCGUGUCGUAUUGUGGGGAAGCAUCGCAGAUGGAAAUCUGCUGUGUGGAGCCCCACACGACAAGUUGCAGAGGCCACUGAAGGGAAAGGCGAAUCAAGCCAAUUUGCAGAGGUAAAGGCUGUCCAACUGGCCUUAGAUGUUGCUGAACGGGAGAGGUGGCCAAUGCUCUAUCUUUACACUGACUCAUGGAUGGUAGCAAAUGCCUUAUGGGGGUGGUUACAGCAAUGGGAACAAAAUAACUGGCAAAGAAGGGGUAAACCUAUUUGGGCUGCUGAACUGUGGAAAGACAUUGCUGCCCGAACAAAGACUAUAGUUGUAAAGGUGCGUCAUGUAGAUGCUCAUGUGCCCAAGAGUCGGGCUACUGAAGAACAGCAAAAUAACCAUCAGGUAGACCGAGCUGCCAGAAUUGAGGUGGCUCUAAUAGACCUGGACUGGCAGAACAAGGGUGAAUUAUUUCUGGCUCGGUGGGCCCAUGAGAUCUCAGGUCAUCAAGGGAGAGAUGCAACAUACAAAUGGGCUAGAGACCGAGGGGUGGACUUAACUAUGGAUGCCAUUGCACAGGUUAUUCAUAAGUGUGAAACAUGUGCCAUCAUCAAACAAGCCAAGAGGAUGAAACCUCUGUGGGAGGAAGGGCGAUGGCAAAAGUACAAAUAUGGGGAGGCAUGGCAGGUUGAUUAUAUCACCUUGCCACGAUUUCGCAAUGGUAAGCGUUAUGUGCUUACUAUGGUGGAGGCAAGCACUGGGUGGCUUGAAACAUAUGCAGUACCCCAUGCUACUGCCCGAAACACCAUACUGGGUCUCGAGAAACAAGUCCUGUGGCGACAUGGCACCCCAGAAAGAAUUGAGUCAGAUAAUGGGACUCAUUUCAAAAAUUCUCUUGUAAAUACUUGGGCCAAAGAUCAUGGCAUUGAGUGGAUUUACCAUAUUCCCUAUCAUGCACCAGCCUCUGGUAAAAUUGAACGAUACAAUGGAUUGUUAAAAACGAUGCUAAAAGCACUGGGUGGCGGAACAUUUAAGCACUGGGAGAAGCAUUUGGCGGAAGCCACCUGGUUGGUCAAUACCAGAGGAUCUAUCAAUCGUGAUGGUCCUAACCAAUCCAGUUCCCUACACACCAUAGAGGGAGAUAAAGUCCCUGUUGUACAUGUAAAGAACAUGUUAGGAAAGGCAGUUUGGGUUCUUCCAGCUUCUGGAAAGGGCAAACCUCUCCGUGGUACAGUUUUUGCCCAGGGACCAGGAUCCACUUGGUGGGUAAUACAGAAGAAUGGGGAUGUCCAAUGUGUACCACAAGGAAACUUGAUGCCGGGGGAGUGCAGUUACUAAUUCUAUGUAUAUAGCCAUGUGUGCAUUUUAAUCAUUUUUUGUUUGUUUGUAUAUAUGUAUAUAUAUUUUAAGCAUGAUGUAACGAUGUAGAAUAAGGGGUGGAAUGUCAUGGUUCUAUGUUUUUGUUUUUGUUUGGGUUUUUUUUGUUUGUUUUUGGAUUUCAGUAUUCCACAUCAAAACAUCAUGUAGUGUACGGAGCAUUAAAGUGUCACUGCCCCAGUUCCAAGUUCCUAUCCCUGUACAUUACAGCAGUCACGGGAUCUGGCCCUUCCGGGUGGGGGGGGGCGCUCUCUUGCUGCCUUGCAGUGGGUGCUGGAGGAUGCUUUCCUAGCCGUUCCAAGCUUUUCAGGUUUGAAUCGGUCCCAGGAACUCUCUCUCAUCUUGUCUGAUUUAUUAAUCUCAAUUUCAAUUAAAUUGUAUAUAUUGUGUUAUCUUGUAUUCCGAUAUUAUAGUAAAAUAAGUUUUCCUCUAUAGAUUGUUGCCGCUGCUCUUUUCCUCCCUUCCUUCCUUCCCAUUUUUGUGGGACUGGGGUGGGGGGGGAGGGCAGAGGCCUGUCGCCCCUGUCACGGACAUAGAUUGAUCUGGUCAACCCCGUGACAAAUUGAAAGUCUCGGAAAAGACUUCUCAUGCCACCCAAAUGAGCCUAUUCUCACCUGGUUACUUGGAUGCUGGGACAAUGGGAUCAACAGUGUGUGGAGAGAUAGCAGAGAAGCUUGGCAACGGGGUGGCAUUGCUAGGGACUCAGCCAUUGACAGAGGUAUUAGUACAUGCGAGAACACAGCCUUCAUCCUCUGGAAGUGGAUGUUGUUAGCUGUGAAAGAAAGAUACCCCUUCAAAGACGAUCUGAUGCCUGAGAAAAAGAAAUGGGCUGAUAUGGAAGAAGGCAUCCGUUAUUUGAGAGAAUGUGCUGUGGUGGAAACACUACAUAGCCCCGAUUUCAUUCCUGAUGAGCCAGACCAAGAGCAUGAUCCUGAGAGAGCCAGGUGUACACCAAAAAUGUGGCAUACAUCCACAAAGACUGCACCAGAAAGGUACGCCAGUACAUUUGCAGCAAUCUAUGGCAGAGGGGAAAGAAGAUCCCUUAUAAAUGAACUGAUUAAUAAACUUCAAGACUUGGAGUUAUAUUUAAGCCCUCUACGAGUUAGUGUUUCAGCCAUUGCAAAAGUAGCUGAAAAGCUGGACAGAAUGGAUAAAAAACAAGAAGAUAUAAUACACAAACUAUCAAUUGUGCCUGAUGCUGAUGAAUCCAUGGUGGUAACAGAAACAUCCCAUGAGGAACAGAAUUCCCAAAACAGCUUACUGGAGGGGCUGAUCAACUUGGUUUCCUCCCAGCCAGUGUCAUCCAAUGUCUCAGCUAUCAAAAGAAGACGUUCUCCUCGAACAAGUGACAACAGUAACACCACGUCACGUUUUGCCUUGUGGCAUUACCUACGUGACCAUGGAGAAGAUAUGAAGAAGUGGCAUAAGCAACCUACUCCAGCACUUGAAGCACAAGUAAAAGAGUUACAAGACAAAUCAACCACAAAGGUGAACUUCUCCAAAAAGGUAAUUGCUCCAGUUGCUGCAGACAAUGGAGGUAACAAAUAGAGGGGCCCUGCCCCCAGCCAGGGCAGGGAUAGGGAUAAUAGAGUAUAUUGGACUGUGUGGAUUAGAUGGCCUGACACAUCAGAACCACAGAAAUAUAAGGCCCUGGUGGACACUGGAGCACAGUGCGCUCUAAUGCCCUCCAGUCACCAAGGGACAAAAUCAAUUUAUAUUCAUGGGGUGACUGGGGGUUCCCAAGAACUGACUAUGCUGGAGGCUGAAAUCAGCCUGACUGUUAAAGACUGGCAAAAGCACCCUCUUGUGACUGGCCCAGGGGCUCCAUGUAUACUUGGUAUCGAUUGCCUCAGAAGGGGAUAUUUUAAGGAUCCCAAAGGGUAUCGAUGGGCCUUUGGAAUAGCUGCUGUAGACAAAGAAGAUGUUAAGCAGUUGUCUGUUUUGCCUGGCCUAUCAGAAGAUCCAUCUGUUGUGGGGUUGCUACGAGUAAAAGAGCAACAGGUACCGAUUGCUACAAAAAUGGUGAACAGACGGCAGGAACGCACCAACAGGGAUUCUUUGCUCCCCAUUCAGAAGUUAAUUCGUCAAUUAGAGAAUCUGGGAGUGAUCAGCAAAACUCACUCGCCCUUUAACAGCCCCAUAUGGCCAGUGCGUAAAGCCAGUGGAGAAUGGAGGCUGACGGUGGACUACCGUGGCCUGAAUGAAGUCACACCCCCACUGAGUGCUGCUGUGCCGGAUGUGUUAGAACUCCAGUAUGAACUGGAGUCAAAAGCGGCCAAAUGGUAUUCCACCACUGACAUUGCUAACGCCUUCUUUUCCAUUCCUUUGGCCAAAGAAUCUAGACCACAGUUUGCUUUCACCUGGAGGGGCAUUCAGUAUACCUGGAACUGUUUGCCCCAGGGGUGGAAACAUAGCCUGACCAUUUGUCAUGGGUUGAUCCAAGCUGCCCUGGAACAAGGAGGUGCUCCUGAGCACUUAUAGUACAUUGAUGACAUCAUUGUGUGAGGCAACACAGCAAAGGAAGUUUAUGAGAAAGGAGAGCAAAUAAUCCAGAUCCUUCUCUGUGCUGGUUUUGCUAUUAAGCGAAACAAAGUGAAAGGACCUGCCCAGGAAAUUCAGUUCCUAGGCAUAUAGUGGCAAGAUGGCCGUUGUCACAUCCCAACAGAUGUGGUUGACAAAAUUGCUGCCAUGUCUACCUCCACUCAAAAGAAAGAGACAUAAUCGUUUCUGGGCUUAGUGGGUUUUUGGAGAAUGCAUGUUCCAAACUACAGCCUCAUUGUAAGCCCCCUUUAUCAUGUGACGCGAAUGAGAAAUGAGUUUACAUGGGGCCCUGAGCAGCAGCAGGCUUUUGAACAGAUUAAACAGGAGAUAGCCCGUGCCGUGGCCCUAGGGCCAGUAUGGACGGGACAGGGUAUAAAGAACAUCCUCUAUACUACUGCUGGAGAGAAAGGCCCCACUUGGAGUUUGUGGCAAAGAGCCUCAGGAGAGACCCAAGGCCGACCCCUGGGAUUCUGGAGUUGAGCCUGCAGGGGGUCAGAAAAGCGCGACACUCCUACUGAGAAGGACAUCUUAGCUGUGUGAGAGGGUUCGGUCUGCUUCUGAAGUAAUUGGUGCUGAAACACAGCUCCUUCUGGCACCUCGACUGCCAGUGCUGAACUGGAUGUUUAAAGGAAAGGUUCCCUCCACCCAUCAUGCUACUGAUGCCACUUGGAGUAAGUGGAUUGCACUGAUUACACAACGAGCACGGAUGGGGAA
Messenger RNA from Lagopus muta (rock ptarmigan), 6362 nucleotides. RefSeq lists its product as uncharacterized. Bases 15 to 3068 code for a protein of 1017 amino acids. Gene Ontology annotation, molecular function: RNA-DNA hybrid ribonuclease activity; nucleic acid binding. NCBI's taxonomy places the organism in Eukaryota, Metazoa, Chordata, Aves, Galliformes, Phasianidae. Gene Ontology annotation, biological process: DNA integration. The record is from RefSeq and is a predicted model, not a curated record. The transcript has 3 exons.